CUAUCACUCCUUAAAUUAUAUCCUCAGAGCCAAAGUUGCUCACUCCUUCACACAUGCUCAAGUCCCCACCUUCUUCUUCUUCUUCAGUCUCCUUUCAUACCUCCACACCAUUGCUUAACGUUUUUCUCUCUAAUCAACCAGAAAGAAGAUGAUCUCAUGGCACGACCUCUACACGGUCCUCACGGCCGUGAUACCUCUCUACGUAGCUAUGAUCCUCGCCUACGGCUCUGUACGGUGGUGGAAAAUCUUCUCACCUGAUCAAUGCUCUGGAAUCAACCGCUUCGUGGCCAUCUUCGCCGUCCCUCUCCUCUCCUUCCACUUCAUCUCCACCAACAAUCCAUACGCCAUGAACCUCCGUUUCAUCGCAGCCGACACUCUCCAAAAAAUCCUCAUGCUCGCUCUCUUAGUCCUCUGGGCUAACUUCACCCGCUCCGGCAGCCUCGAGUGGAGCAUCACGAUCUUCUCCCUCUCCACGCUCCCGAACACGCUCGUCAUGGGAAUCCCUCUCUUGAUCGCCAUGUACGGCGAAUACGCCGGUUCGCUCAUGGUCCAAGUCGUGGUCCUCCAGUGUAUCAUCUGGUACACGCUUCUCCUCUUCCUCUUCGAGUUCCGCGGUGCCAAGAUGCUCAUCAUGGAGCAGUUCCCUGAGACGGCUGCCUCCAUAGUUUCCUUCAAGGUGGAAUCCGACGUCGUUUCCCUGGACGGCCACGAUUUUCUUGAAACGGACGCAGAGAUAGGAAACGACGGGAAGCUUCACGUCACCGUGAGGAAGUCAAACGCUUCCCGUCGUUCCUUCUGCGGGCCGAACAUGACUCCACGGCCGUCUAAUCUCACCGGAGCUGAGAUUUACAGCUUAAGCACCACUCCUAGAGGCUCAAACUUCAACCAAUCAGACUUCUACUCGAUGAUGGGUUUCCCUGGCGGCCGUCUCUCCAACUUCGGUCCGGCCGACAUGUACUCCAUGCAGUCUUCAAGAGGCCCUACUCCAAGACCUUCGAAUUUCGAGGAGAAUUGCGCCAUGGCUUCCUCCCCGAAAUUCGGGUAUCACCCAGGAGGAGGAGGAGGCGGGUCUUACCCGGCUCCAAAUCCUGAGUUUUCUUCAACAACAGCAAACAAAGCCAUCAGUAAAACUCAUAAAGACACCAGCACGAAUCAGCAGACGAAUCUUAACACCGACGGUAAGUCAAACAACCAUGACGCGAGCUCCAAGGAACUACACAUGUUCGUGUGGAGCUCUAACGGGUCGCCCGUUUCAGACCGGGCGGGUCUUAACGCCCCUGAUACGGGAUCAAACAAUGAACAAGGUGGAAGAUCCGACCAAGGUGCCAAAGAGAUCAGGAUGUUAGUCCCCGACCAAUCUCAGAACGGUGAACCAGCUAGUAUCGCGGGAAGAGAAGAAGAAGGUGAAGGAGAGAGAGCAAAAGACGCUGAGAAUGGACUGAACAAACAUGUUCCUAAUGCGGUGCUACAAGCGAAGACAGGACUCGGAGCCGCCGCUGGAGAUGAAGCAAGUCAAAGGAAACAUAUGCCGCCGGCGAGUGUAAUGACGAGGCUGAUACUGAUCAUGGUGUGGAGGAAGUUAAUCAGAAACCCAAACACUUACUCUAGCCUCAUUGGUCUCAUCUGGGCUCUGGUUGCUUUCCGGUGGCACGUGGCAAUGCCCAAAAUCAUUCAGCAAUCUAUCUCCAUUCUAUCUGAUGCUGGUCUUGGAAUGGCAAUGUUCAGUUUGGGGUUGUUCAUGGCGUUGCAACCCAAAUUAAUCGCUUGUGGGAAUUCCGUGGCAACAUUUGCGAUGGCGGUUAGGUUCCUCACAGGUCCGGUCGUGAUGGCAGUUGCCUCUAUAGCUAUUGGACUGCGUGGUGAUUUACUGCGUGUCGCCAUUGUUCAGGCCGCAUUGCCUCAAGGGAUUGUACCCUUUGUGUUUGCAAAAGAGUACAAUGUCCAUCCUGCUAUUUUAAGUACAGGGGUAAUAUUCGGAAUGCUUAUAGCGCUUCCUAUCACGCUGGUUUACUACAUUCUACUCGGGUUAUAAGCUUUUGAUUACGUGAACCUUACAAUGGAUACGUGUAGAGGAGAAGGAAGAAAAAAACGCAAAAGUAUUUUAACUUGUGGGUGGAACAAACUAAAAGCUUAGAGUAUAUAAAUAAAACUAGAGAGUAGCCUACAACACAAAGAAACCCGUUCUUCUCCAUAUUUUACAUAUAUAAUAUUUGGAGAUAAUAAGAGUGAGACAGUGGAACGCAUAUAAGGAGGAGCAAAACAUGGGGCAACGAACGAGACAACAAAGAUGAAUAAAAAAUUGUAGGAAGAAGACACCUUAUUAUUUUGUAAUUUUUUUUGUGACGAGCAAAACGCUUUUGUUUUGAUGUGUUAUUUGAUUAGAUUUUUGGGUAACUAAUGAAUAGAUUAUUGUGUAGUUUUUUUGUUAAUUAGCGAAGAAAAGUGUGUGGCUUUGAAUC
This is a messenger RNA of Raphanus sativus (radish), 2459 nucleotides long. RefSeq names its product auxin efflux carrier component 3. The transcript is spliced from 5 exons. Bases 149 to 2032 code for a protein of 627 amino acids. NCBI's taxonomy places the organism in Eukaryota, Viridiplantae, Streptophyta, Magnoliopsida, Brassicales, Brassicaceae. Gene Ontology annotation, molecular function: auxin efflux transmembrane transporter activity. Gene Ontology annotation, cellular component: plasma membrane; endoplasmic reticulum. Gene Ontology annotation, biological process: auxin polar transport; auxin export across the plasma membrane. The record is from RefSeq and is a predicted model, not a curated record.